Columba livia (rock pigeon) is the source of this 1941-nucleotide messenger RNA. RefSeq names its product proline rich 7, synaptic (gene PRR7). Lineage: Eukaryota; Metazoa; Chordata; Aves; Columbiformes; Columbidae. The transcript has 4 exons. The record is from RefSeq and is a predicted model, not a curated record. The coding region runs from base 419 to 1687 and encodes 422 amino acids.
GGGGGGGUCUCCCAUGGGGACCAUAACCACCAGGUACAGCAAAGAGCUGAUGCCAUCUCAAACAGCAAAGGGCUGGGGGAGCCCUAGUGCAGAGGGGGAAGCGCUUGGGCCAGGCCAGCGAGGGAUCUGCACCAGGGCAAGGGCAGCCCCGGAGUGGGGUGGCCCAAGGGCAGCCUGCUGUGUCACCUAGUGCCACCUCUGACCCCUGCUGUCCUCCGGGCCAGGCUGGAACCCCAGCCCGGCACAGCCACGUGUCUCACUGCAGUGUCCCAUUGGGCUAGGGCUGUGGCAGGGGCCAUUAAGGUCAUCACCCUGGGGGAGCACAUGGCCGUCACCCCCUGAGGACACUGUGGCUGGCACCAGGGGCAGUGGGUGGCUGGCACCCCCCGGCGCCCUACAGCGACCCCCUGGCAAGUGUAUGGCCACCGAAUGGGGGACCCCAUGGCAUUGCCCCAUGGGGUGUCGCAGGGCCCCGGACCCCCGGCAUCCCCAGCCCCCACCCCGUGGGGCUCCCGCGGCCACUCCCGGGGAUGCCACGGCCAUCACGCCACCGGCAUCCCGCGGCCGUUCCCCGGGGAGGGGGAAUUCCUUUGGCCGUGCCCGCUCCCCUAACCCCGUGCGGGGCCCUGCCGGUAGCCCCCGCUCAGCGGCGGGUGCCGGGGAGGGGGGUGUGGGGGCCCGCCGGCUCCGGGUCCCUCCCCGAGCCGAGGGCGGGGCGGAGCGGCGGGGCGGGAGUCCGGGCGGGGCGGUGCGCGGCGGCGGCGCGGGAGCGCUCACCGGAGACAAAGGCAGCGCCGGGAGGCGGCGGCGGCGCCGCGCACCGGGCCCCCUUCCCCCCUGCUUCUCGCCGCCGCCGCCCUAUGGAGCCGCCGCCCGCCGCCUGAGCCACGUGCGCCGCCGCCGCCGGGCCCCCUCCCAGCGAUGGGCAGCAGGACCCUGCCGGCCCCAUUCCCCCGUCGCCCACCCUGCCAGCCCCCUGCCCCACCACCCACCCAGCGCACCCAGGCCUGACCCACCCGCUCCAGCCCCCCCGGCUCCAUGGCGAGGAUGGACCCCUGACGGCAGGCGCCCACGAGCUGGAGGAGACGCCGCCGGCUACCUGCGGCGGCGGGUGAAGCGGCAGCAGGAGGAGCGGCUGCGGGAGCAGAGCCUGCGCGCGCUGGAGCUGGAGCCGCUGCACUACGAGGGUUACGGGGGCAGCCCCCCCGGCAUCGCCAUUCCCCACCGCCUGCGCCUCGAGCCCCACCAUCAUCACCCCCACCACAUCCCGCCCCCCCGGCCCUGGAGCUGCCGGCAUGAGUCAGACCUGUCAAAGCCGCCGUGCUAUGAGGAGGCACUGCUGAUGGCAGAGCCCCCCCCACCGUACAGUGAGGUGCUGAUGGACACACGGGGGCUCUACCGCAAAAUCAAUGCCCCCUUCCUGAGCCAUGAGCGGCUGGAGAAGCAGGAGCAGCCCCCCAGCUACAAACCCCUUUUCCUGGACGCCGGUUACGGUUCGGCGUUGCACCUGCCCCGCUCGGCCAGCCCCAGCCCUGCCUGCCCGGACCUCUACCUGCAGGCAGAGUGCUCCCCCCGCAUGUUUCCCAGCUGGACGGACUCAGAGCUCAGCAGCAGGGACACCUACGAGCCAGGACCCUGGCACCUCCCCGUCUCCAUGCCCCUCUUCGGCAGGACUACCGCUGUCUAACGGCGGCCCCAGGGACCCCCAGACCUUGCCGCAGGUGCCCCUCCAGCACCAGAGUGGUGGGUGGUUGGGUUGCCUGUGUCACCUCGGGGACGCCUGCCCCGGCGCGGGCCAUCGCCGCCAGCACGGAAGGGGCUGGUUCCCCAUCUGGCCCCUGCUGGCCCCCCCAUGGCCGGGGGCGCUGGGGACCCAGACUCUGCUCUGUUUCUUAAAAUUUUUUGUUUGUUACAGUUUGAGAAUAAAAGUUUGUGGCUCGG